AUGAAUCUUGUGUUACCGCUACUACCAACAGAACGGCAGCUUUUAUGUGUGGCUUUCGCCAUCUUCAAGCUGUUCGGUUUCAUACCGUUCCCGUUCGAUUGCUACACGUUUGAGCUGAAACCUUGCAGCACUAAAAGAACACUGUUGCAUCUUCCUCUAGGACAGCUUCUAUUCUACGUCAUCGCGCACUGUACUGUGAUGCUGAGAAGCGCUGACAUAUUUUACACCGAGCUACAGAUCCUGAACUUCAACGACAUUUUAAAAUAUGGAUCUCUGGUGAUGGCUGUUUUCGUGAUUUUUAUAUGCACCAUAGUACAGCGCAACACGCACCGAAGCAUUUGGGACAUGUUGAGGCAUCUUCGUGGCACUACGCGCAAGGAGUACGUACAACGCUAUACACGCCAAUAUCUGUGGAAGUUCUAUGGUUACCUGUUGUUCAGUGCGAUCGUUGAAGCGUUAGAGCUGUACAGUAUUCAUAAUUCUCCGCCGGAUUUAGCAUACUGGUUGAUGACACUGAACUUGAGCGCCUUUCUACGAUUUCGUCAUCUUUUCCACAUGUUCUACAUCAAUUUACUCAAGAUACAGUUCAAGCAGUUGCAGUAUGGGCUAGUGGAUGUCAGCAGUUACAUGGGCAAUCUACGUGCACACCCGAAAGGAUCGAAAUUAUAUCGAGAGUUGUACAAUCGAUGCGUUGAUCGUUUGCUUGAGUUGAAAAAUGUGUACGGACAGCUGUGGGAGUUGAGUGACAGCAUCAACCGUACCUUCGGAUGUCCACAGAUUUGUAAUUUUUCAGGCAAUUUUGUACAACUUUCGUGCGAUCUAUACUGGUGUUACAUGACCGCAAAAGGAUACGGUGUCGGUGACUACCAAGAUUUUAUGUUCAUUACAUUAUUGCCAACAUCGUGUCUUAUUGUUCUAUUGCUGAGCUCUGCCGAAGCAUGCCUUCGUGUGACAUCCUCGCUUCAGUCAACACUGCUGGAAAUUCCCCACGAAAAUAAUCCUACCUUCCGAAAGAUCGUCUACCGCUUUGGUUUGCAGAUCGCACAGCAAAAGAUACGCCUGACAGCUUACGGAUUGUUCGAAAUUAAUUACUCACUCUUGAGAAUGUUCGCUACUGGAAUUACGACGUACAUGAUAAUUUUUAUCACUUUUUCCAAAGAGCUUACUCCUGCAGAAGUCUCUGAUGACUAA
Messenger RNA from Anopheles moucheti, 1191 nucleotides. RefSeq names its product putative gustatory receptor 2a. Gene Ontology annotation, biological process: sensory perception of taste. The transcript is spliced from 4 exons. The coding region runs from base 1 to 1191 and encodes 396 amino acids. Gene Ontology annotation, cellular component: axon; membrane; dendrite. The record is from RefSeq and is a predicted model, not a curated record. Lineage: Eukaryota; Metazoa; Arthropoda; Insecta; Diptera; Culicidae.